Molecule: messenger RNA, 1980 nt
Organism: Dipodomys spectabilis (banner-tailed kangaroo rat)
Lineage: Eukaryota; Metazoa; Chordata; Mammalia; Rodentia; Heteromyidae
Product: pentatricopeptide repeat-containing protein At1g69290-like
Exons: 1
Coding region: 1-1980 (659 amino acids)
Molecular function (GO): protein binding
Source: RefSeq, a predicted model, not a curated record
AUGUGGAGAAGAAGACCACCUCCUGUUUCACUUCUCCCCUUGUCCAAACCAUUUUCUUUCUCAACCUCAACCUCCUUAUACUCCUUCUUGGACCCUUCAAUCUUCUCCUUCCCUAAGAAGCCACCUCCUCCUCCUCCUUCACCUUCACCUUCCUCCAAUCCUAACUCCCCAGAGGCCACCCAAUCCCCAAUAACCCAACACCAGCUCGAGAUCACCCUCCACCAAUCCCUCCUCGCCAAAGACACCGACCUCGCUUGGAGAUCCUUCAAGUCCCUUCUUCCCAACACCAACAACCCCCUCUCCAACUCCCUAAUCACCCACCUCGCCUCCCAAACCGACGCCUCCGUCCUUAACCUCAAGCGGGCGUUUGCCUGCUCCGUUUACCUGAUCGAGAAGAACCCACAUGUGAUCGAGUUCGAAACGGUCCGUUCCCUUCUGGGUUCCAUGAAAGAUGCAAACUUGUCUGCCCCCGCGUUUGCUCUCGUCAAAUCCAUGCUUAGAUACAGGUACUUUAUGCCUUUUUCCAUGUGGGGUGACUUGCUGGUUGAGAUCAGCCAGAAGAGUGGUAAAGGCGUGGCCUUUUUUCGGGUUUUCGAGGAGUGUUGUAGGGUGGCUGUGGAGGAGAAGGUGGAGUCUAUGAGACCUAAUUUGAAUGCUUGCAAUGCCGCGUUGGCGGCGUGCUGCUACGAGAUGGCGUCGGUGAGUGAUGCGGAGAGCAUUGUGGAGAAGAUGUCGGUGUUCGGACUUAGGCCUGAUGAGCUAACCAUAGGUCUGCUUGCUUACUUGUAUGCAUUGAAAGGGAGUGUAGAUAAGGUUGUUCAGUUGAAGAGUUUGUUGUUUGGGCUUGGUUUUCGGAGCAGGAGGUUCUUCUAUGGUAGUUUGGUUAGUGGGUAUGUGAAGUCUGGGGAUUUGGGGUCCGUUUUGGAGACUGUCCUGUCCGGAUUGAGGGACGAAGACAAUGAGGGUCCGAGGUUUGGCAAUGAGACUUACAAUGAGGUGGUUAAAGGGUUUGUGAAGGCUGGUGAUGUAGCGGGGUUGGCAAAUUUGAUUACCAAGGCUCAGGAGUUAGAGCCGGAGAGUUUAGAGUAUGAUAAAACUGUUGGUUUUGGGAUAAUAAAUGCUUGUGUUAAUCUUGGAUUUUCAGACAAGGCGCACAGCGUCGUGGAUGAAAUGGAUGUGCAAGGCGGUUCCAUGGGGCUCGGGGUUUAUGUGCCCAUCUUGAAGGCUUAUUGCAAAGAGCAUCAAACAGCUGAAGCUACCCAGCUGGUCAUGAAGAUCAGCAAUGCAGGACUGGUUUUAGAUGCAAACAGUUAUGAUGUUCUCAUUGAAGCAUCCAUGGCAAGCCAAGAUUUCCAUUCGGCUUUUACGUUGUUUAGGGACCUGAGAGAGAGCAAAGUGGAGGAUCUGAAAGGCAGUUAUCUCACAAUCAUGACGGGGUUGAUGGAGAACCAGCGUCCCGAAUUGAUGGCCGCAUUUCUGGACGAUGUUGUCGAAGACCCUCGAGUUGAAGUGAAAACCCACGACUGGAAUUCGAUUAUUCAUGCCUUCUGUAAGGCCGGUCGAUUAGAAGAUGCUAAGAGAACUUUCAGAAGAAUGGCUUUCCUUCAGUUCGAACCAAAUGAUCAAACAUACUUAUCCCUGAUCAAUGGAUAUGUGACGGGGGAGAAAUAUUUCAAUGUUCUAUUGCUAUGGAAUGAAGUAAAGCGAAAGGUCUCGGUUGAGAAGGAUAAAGGUUUAAACUUUGAGCCGAGUUUGGUUGAUGCAUUCCUUUAUGCAUUGGUUAAAGGAGGCUUCUUCGAUGCUGUGAUGCAAGUUGUAGAAAAAUCUCAGGAGAUGAAAAUCUUUGUGGAUAAAUGGAGGUAUAAGCAAGCAUUCAUGGAAACUCAUAAGAAGCUCAAAGUAUCAAAGUUGAGGAGGAGAAGCUUCCGCAAGAUGGAGGCUCUUGUUGCCUUCAAGAACUGGGCUGGUCUAAAUGCAUGA